Messenger RNA from Diceros bicornis minor, 1846 nucleotides. It is a transcript of the gene MTAP, whose product is annotated as methylthioadenosine phosphorylase. The coding region runs from base 93 to 944 and encodes 283 amino acids. Gene Ontology annotation, molecular function: S-methyl-5-thioadenosine phosphorylase activity. The record is from RefSeq and is a predicted model, not a curated record. Gene Ontology annotation, cellular component: cytosol. The transcript has 8 exons. NCBI's taxonomy places the organism in Eukaryota, Metazoa, Chordata, Mammalia, Perissodactyla, Rhinocerotidae. Gene Ontology annotation, biological process: nucleoside metabolic process.
GUCCGGCGCUGCGCCCUUGAACCCGCUGCGCUCUCGGCCCCGCGCACCCGCCACCGCAGCCUGCUCCCCGCGCCUGCCCUCCUCGAGCAGACAUGGCCUCAGGUGCCAUCCCCGCGGCCGUGAAGAUUGGAAUAAUUGGUGGAACAGGCCUGGAUGAUCCAGAAAUCUUAGAAGGAAGAACUGAAAAAUAUGUGGAUACUCCAUUUGGCAAGCCUUCUGAUGCCUUAAUUCUGGGGAAGAUAAAGAAUGUUGAUUGCAUCCUCCUUGCAAGGCACGGGAGGCAGCAUACCAUCAUGCCCUCGAAAGUCAACUACCAGGCAAACAUCUGGGCCCUGAAGGAGGAGGGUUGCACACACAUUGUAGUGACCACUGCUUGUGGGUCUUUGAGGGAAGAGAUUCAGCCCGGCGAUAUUAUCAUUAUCGAUCAGUUCAUUGACAGGACCACCAAGAGACCUCAGACUUUCUAUGAUGGAAGUUCCUCCUGUGCCAGAGGAGUGUGCCAUAUUCCAGCAGCUGAGCCAUUCUGCCCCAAGACGAGAGAGGUCCUCAUAGAGACUGCUAAGAGGCUAGGACUCCGGUGCCACUCAAAAGGAACAAUGGUCACAAUCGAGGGACCUCGUUUUAGCUCCCGGGCAGAAAGCUUCAUGUUCCGCGCCUGGGGUGCAGAUGUGAUCAACAUGACCACAGUUCCAGAGGUGGUUCUUGCUAAGGAGGCUGGAAUUUGCUAUGCCAGCAUCGCCUUGGCAACAGAUUAUGAUUGUUGGAAGGAGCAUGAGGAAGCGGUUUCGGUGGACCGGAUUUUAAAGACCCUGAAAGAAAAUGCCAAUAAAGCCAAAAGUUUACUCCUCACUACCAUACCCCAGAUAGGGUCCAUGGAAUGGUCGGAAACUCUUCAUACUCUGAAGGAUAUGGCCCAGUUUUCUGUUUUAGUACCAAAACAUUAAAAUAGCCUGGCUGCCCAGAAGACAAGAAGACUUUCUAAUUCUACACAUUUGGGGAAUUCCUGCUUAACUUUAAAAGACAUGCAGCUUUCAUGCCCUUGCCUGCUAAGGAAGAACAUAUAAGACAAGACAUUGCAUGAAUCAGAGAUGCCUUCUAACAGACUUGGACUGCUUCAGAAAAUGGAAAGAAAGCAAAUGACUAGUAAACAUGUGGAAAAUUAUACUUUAUAAAAAAGACAAGAAGAUAUCAUUCACCUCCCCCCAUUAAAUUUGUAACAAUAAAGCGUGGGAGAUAACAUCCAAUUUCCUAUGUUGGCAAGAAAUACGAAGAAGAAAUGGGACUCUUAGGCCAUUUAUUGGUGUGACUGUAAAUUGGUACAAUCUUUUUGGAGGGCAGUUUGGUAAAAUGUAUCAAAAGUCUUAAAAAAUACACCCUUUGUGCUGGUUACUCCUAAGAAUUUAUCUUUAAAAAAUUAUUGGAGAUACAUACAAAGAAUUAGGUAUAAAGAAGGAUGUCUAAUAUAGUGUUAGUUAUAAUAGCAUAUAUUCAAAACAAUCUGAAUAUCCAACAAUUGGAGGCCAAUUAUAAUUUAGCUCUAAUUACAUUAGAUUAUGAAGGAGCCAACUGAAAAUCAUGGUUUCACAUAAUACUUAAUGUCCUAAAGAAGUGGUGUCUCUAUAGUAUGAAAUGAAAAAAGGAUAUGUAAGCAUUUUACAGUGCUGAUUUUGUUUUAAAAUUCUACUUAAAUAUACAAAAAGACUAGAAAGAUAUAUAUAACCUUUUGUUACUGUAUUUGGGGGAGGGAUACUGGAAAGUUUCAAUUUUCUUUAUAUUUUUCUGUCUCUUCACACUUUUUUACAAUGAAUAUAAUCAAAUAAAAAUAGACCUGUUUUAAAAAUAAAAA